Pararge aegeria (speckled wood butterfly) is the source of this 7395-nucleotide messenger RNA. RefSeq lists its product as uncharacterized. The coding region runs from base 399 to 5537 and encodes 1712 amino acids. Gene Ontology annotation, molecular function: protein binding. Lineage: Eukaryota; Metazoa; Arthropoda; Insecta; Lepidoptera; Nymphalidae. The record is from RefSeq and is a predicted model, not a curated record. The transcript has 19 exons.
UUGGACUUCGGUUAGUCAUUCUGUUUGGAGGGUGGUGUGUUAACUUUGUUUUGUUUACAUUAUUUUAUAGACAAUUUUAUUCCUGUAUUCCCGAAUUUAACAUUUUCAAAACCUUGUAAUAUAACGUGUGUUGUGUAUUGCUGUGAUAUUUAUUGAUAAAACAUAAUCUCUGACUGUGACAUGAUUUAAAUACGAAAAAGUUUUUUUUCUUGUGAUUAUUUUCGUUUUUUAACAAAAUUUGUGUAUCUUAAAACGUUUCAAGGUGUUUGGUGCGACAAAAUCUGCACUUAACGACGAUGGUCCCCAUUGGCUGACAAUGACGCCGCGAUGACGCGAUAUCGUCUCUGAUUGGAGGGCGGUAGCGUCACGCGACCGACAGCGGCUGCUAUUGGCGCAAAAUGUCAGGGCUGCCGAAUAGAGGUGAUGAUGCGAUCAAUGGAGUCGAUGUUCGGGAACAAGGCAGCGCUUUGAGGGUGGCCACCAACACCCCCCAUUUGGUGAGCCUCGGCACCGGCCGCCUCAGCACUGCAGUUACGCUACAUCCCAUCAAACAAGGUCGCGUCACCAUCGGCUCCGACCCGACAUGCGACAUCUACGUGGUGGGUACCGGAGUGGCGAACGUGCACUGCAGGGUGGAGAACUCGCACGGCGUGGUCACCUUGUACCCCAUCAGUGGGACUACCCUGCUGGACGGGCUGCCUGUUGACAAGCCCACGAGGCUCUCGCAAGGUAGCAUGCUCACUAUCGGCCGUUCGAACUACCUCCGCUUCAACCACCCUGAGGAGGCGAAGCUGAUGAAGUCGGUGCUGCCAUCGGGACACGUGUCGAUGGCCCCCAUACAGUUCCAGCCGAACGAGCAGUGUGUACCCACGGGCUACGUUAACCACAAUACCGACCCAAGCAACCAAUGUUACCAGAAUGCCAACGCACAGAAACUAUACAAAGAUAACUCCUUAACGCAACUCGACCACGAACUGGAUAUGACGCUAAAGGAAAUGUCCAGGAAAAAACCGCCCGUAGCGCCCAGGAAACCCUAUAGAGAUCUUGACGCGUCAGACUCGAAUUCCGACCAGGAAACCAGACCUAAAAUGGGCAACAUCAUGGCUAAAGUCUCAAAGUUCGAAUAUUACGCGAAGCAGCAAAAAAAUGUCGGCAGAAGUCAGUUCUACACGUCGAACGAAAUUGAAAUAUCACCGAAAGUGUUCAGUGCGAACUCCCUGACAGUUAACACUCCGGCGAAAGACGUUUUCGGCAAUCGUAACAUACCAAAUUACAUGAGUAAGAGACAAGACCAAAAAAUGAUUGUACUCAGCGAAAAUAAUCUCGAUCCGAAGAACUGUUACGCCAACGUAGCGCUAAGACACAAUAACAGGACGAAAAUCGACGAUAUAGUUAGAAAUUUCGAUGACACUACACGAAAUGACACGAAGCUGCCUAAAAAGGUCAAUAACGAUCAGCAAAGUCGCCCCGAUAACAAUAUAUACGGUAAAAUUAAUGUAGACCGUAAAGACAAGAACGACUGCAAGGAGAGCAAGAAUAAAUUGGACAGCAAGAAUGAUAGCAAGAAUUUGAAUGUCGAUCUGAGUGACUACGGUCGGAUAUGCGGUGUUGGUAAAGUCGUGUGUUUGUCUUCGCCGUCCUAUGAUAGGAACCCUCAGUAUUCACCCGUGUACGCGAACUGCUACGAUAGGAGUGUUGAAGCUGAAUCGAAGAGGAUCAAGGCCUACCAGGAUAGAAUAAAAGAGGAGGAGCAAAAAGAAGCGGAAACAGCGCGCCUAGAAGAAAUCCUGAAUAUGUGCGCAGAAUACGAACGGCAGAUAUCAUCAGGUAUACCCAUCACCCCGACUGAGAAGAGGCCUCACAAUAAGAUCAUCACGAACGGCUCUCUGCCGCGCAGUGUGACCUUGAACAAUCCCAACUUCAUACAGACCAGCGAUGGUUACUAUAAGUUUGAAACUAGUCAUAGCAGAAACUCGCCUAUAAGCCAGUCUUUGCCCAUACAAAGGAAUCUAUCGAGCUACGAAAAUUUCGAAACCUCGCAAUCUCCUAAACCCGAGCCCGUUACACCGGAAGUGUCUAUCACAGAUAAUAAUUACGAAAAUAUGGGCAGGAUGGACGAGAUAGGCAUACCAGUAUUCGACGAAGUAACACGGAAUGUUGAUUUAUCUAGUCCCUUAAUGAUAAGAAAGUUACAGAAUCAGUCUUCACCCGUUGGUAGUCCGUACGAGAAUGUUUAUUUUAAAAAUAACGCAGGCUUCAAACCGAAAUCACCGAACACCCAAAGUCCUAGGACAAGAAUAAAGACUUCAUUCGCCCACAAAAAUCUGCCGUCUCCACAGUAUUUCAUAUUCCCGACUCCGCCAAUCGACAAUCGAAUGAAACCGUUUAAUACCGACACCGAUAACGAUAUGUUCAACGAUACAAAUAUAAAUAUGCCAGGUCAUAGUAUAAAUAUACCAGGUAAUAGUUCUAAGCAAGUGAAUUGUGGCGGUAUCGAAAAACAGUUGAGUCUAGAAGAGGAAAUACCGAUGAUCGAUGAUGCAGAUUUGACGAAUGAUAUCGAGUUCCGAUACUCGAAAGUUAUCGAUAAAAAUGACGAAGCGGAACAAAGUUCUACAGAAAUUGACAAGGGUGUAAACGAUAUCGAUGUCAGAUAUGCGAACAGCAUCGAUGAGAAUAAUUCGAAUGGUGUCACAGAUAAUAAUGACCCGGAAAUGUCACUGACUAAGAACAUAAGUUUUGAUGACGUCAAAAACGAAUUAAUGGCCGAUAUACCUGAAUUAGAGGAAUUCGAGAAUGAAUUAAAACAGAAUAAAAGAGAGAAAAUAAUAAGGAAUAUAACAGCAGAUAUAAAGAGAAUGGAUUUAGAAGAUGUCUCAAUAAGUAGUACAGUUUUAGAUGAAACGGUCGACGAAUUGAAGUCUAAAUAUGAAAAUUUGAAAGAGGAGAGGCGGAAAUUGGUCACUCAAAUACACGAAAUUAAAUGUAAGAUGACAGAAAUAAGAUCACAAGAAGACGACAUUUUAAGAGAUUUGGAAAUGGAAAAAGCACUUAUCAAAGGUGAAUAUGACUCCGAGAUAGCGAUACUGAAUAUAGAACAGAAGAAGAAAGCGGAACUUGUGGAUUCAGCGAAGAAGAUAGAAGAAGAGAUCAGGCAGUUGAAAGAGAAACAGGAGACAAGGCAGAAUGAGAUGAAGGAUCGAGUUGAGAUUGCUACGUUAAAGGUUGAGAGAAUCGAAAAAGACCUGAAAGGAAAUAAAGCAACAUUAGAAGAAUUACAAAAUGCUCAAGAUAUCUUGGACAACGAAACAAAAAUCUCUGAAGACCUCGAAUUUCAACAUUUGGAAGAAGAAUCUGAGCUAUUGGCCAACAGGGAAGAUUUACAAAAUGAAAUAAUUCUACUAUCCAAAAAGAUUGAGGCACAGAAGACCAGAAUUCUCACACUCAAAUCUGAAGCAAAUAACAAUUUAACAUCAGCUUUAGAAGAAACCAAAGUUUUGCAGGCAGAGUACGUGAAGUUAUUAAAUCAAGUCGAGCAUCUGACUGGCAAAGUACAAAUAAUUGAGAAGGAAUUAAAACCUGUUGUUGCUAAAUUGAAUGAUAUGGAAAGAACGCAAUCGCCCGACAGUGCGUUUUAUACCGAUCAAACCAGAGCCAAAUCAGGAGAGUUUGGGUAUUCACCCCAAACCUCAGAUAGCGAUGAUAUAGACGUUUCGAAAAUAUCUAAUUUCGAAGAUCACACCAAGAUAUUAAAAGAUAAAUUCAAUUCAAUAGACCAAAUGUCUCAAUCCAUGAUAGUUGAUAUCGAACGGCGAGUCACAUCAGAUAUGGACGAUCCGAUCGAAGUUGAUAGCAGCCCAUCAAAAUCCUCAAGUUCUUCCAAAGAAAAGAAAGGUUUCUGGGAAAGAAAUUUCGAUUCGUUAAAACGCAAGAGUAAAGACAAGAAGAAAACUGAAAAAGUAGACAUAAUGUCGCAGAGUUUAAACGAAAAUAUCUUUUAUAACGACAAUAUAGAAGUAGACGUAUCGCUUGACAAAUUCAACAGUUUGCGCAACUCCAAAAAGAAAGAUAAAAAGGAAAACGGACCUGUCAAAAGCAACUCGUCAUCUAAAAUACCAACCUUCGCCGCAUUGGGGAAAAUUAUUAAAAAAGAUUCGCUGAAAAGAAAAGAGAUAAAUGCACAAAAGGAAAGAGAAAAGGAAACGAACAAACAGGUCCAAAACGAAGAAACCGCAGAACAGAAUAACGUUAAAAUACGUUACGUUAAAAAUUUCAAACCAAUUGUAACCGAAAACAAGUACAUCAAGUCGAAAUCUUUAUCACCCGAUAAAAUAUCGAAUGAACCGAUAAAAGAAGAAGAGGAUCACGAAAGCGGUACUGUAGAUAGCGUAUUUAAGAAAACUGAUAAAAAUGCAAAGAUUUUGCAUCGUAAAAGCUGUGGGGACGAGCCCAACGUAAGAACCGAUUUCCACAGGAUCACCGAUUCAGGGAAGAUUCCUUCGCAAGAUGACAUAGAUAGGAUAUCUAAGGUCACGAUGGACGCGCCUAUUUUGUCGAGCGACACAGAUGUUAAUUCCUUGGGGAAACGCACUUUGGACAGCUUAAUGGAGAUCGAAAGAAAGCGGAUGGAAAUGUUGGAGGAGAAAGGUUGCCAAAUGAUAGAAAACGAGAGAGAGAAAAUAUCCGAACUGAAGAGGCGGGUCCAAGACGAGACCAAAAAACUGUGGGACCAACGCAGCAGGGAGAUGAAAGCGGAAAGCCAAGUGUCAAACAACCUGUCAAACAUGUCAAACAACCUGUCAAACAUGUCAAGCGAUUAUGACAGCGAGGAUAGAUUCGGAAGCGGCCUCGAAGAUAUCAGCUUUGAUGAUCCAUUCAAUCUGACCAAUUCAACGAUUUAUGAAGAGAGCUCAGGGCUUGUGUCAUCUUCAAUAGAAGAGCUGCAAGUACGCAAUUCCCGCACAGAGUCCACCGAAGACGACAAGCGAAGCGAUGACAGCCGCCCACUCAGCCACGCGUCUGACUUCAGUCGGGAAAAUAUAUUAUCGGGCAAUGCGCCUCGCAGAUCCCGCCGCGGCAUCGCGAACGAAUGGCAGCGGCCACUCACACGCUACUUGCCCGUCGACCGCGACGACUUCGACCUACGCCGGCACGUCGAGUCCGCUGGGCAUCAGAUCGAGCUGUGCCCCUACGUGAUGGUGAACUCAACUUCGUGUCGUGGAUAUCUUCACAAGCUGGGCGCCAAGUUCCACACUUGGUCUAAAAGAUGGUUCGUAUUCGACCGAGAAACUAAAACGUUCGUCUACUACUGGGAUAAGAGUGAGAAGAAACCGCGCGGCGGCGCUUACUUCCAGGUAAUAGAGGAAGUUUAUUUAGACCACGGCAACACUUCAAAGUCGCCGAAUCCUCAAACAACGUUCAUAGUUAAAACUAGACAACGACGGUACUAUCUCAUGGCCCCGUCCGGGGAGGCGGCUAGAAUAUGGAUAGACGUUAUAUUCACCGGUGCACAGGGAUACACGGAAUAUUUAGAGUGAAUAUUAAUAAUAUAAUAUUCAUGAAGUUAUAUUGGAUUAUGAAUGUGAUUACAUUCUGCGUAAUGUAUCAUUUUUAAGUCAUUUAUGAAUAUUACUAAUAUUCUAUUCUGAUUGUUGAAUGUUAUGAAUAUAAUAACGCCUACAGAUUUUUCUCAUGUUGAUUAUAAUGAAUUUACUAUUAUUAAAGCAUGUUCUAAAUAUAAGUAAUAUUCGUAAAUGUUAGAUUCGUAUUGAAUUAUGGGUAUAAUAGUGCCUACUGACUUUUCUGAGGGUUUAUUAACGGAUUUGAUAUGUGCUAAAUAUUUAAAGUUCGAGUGAGAGUAAAAUCUUUGUAAAGUUGGGAGUGAUUAUGCUAAAUAUUUUGAGAGUUGAAUUACAUUAUAAAGUAGUUCCUGAUAGAUAGGUGUGAAUUAUAGAAAGAACAUUAUUCUGAAGAUAAUAUUGGUCAUAUAUUAUGAAAGUGAUAUUCCAUUCUGAACUGAAUAUUCUAAAUGUGAAUAUUGCGUAUUAUUGUGAUCGUGAUUAUACGUUUAUAAUAUUCAUAAUAUUUACUAUAUUGAGUUAUAGUGAACGGUUUUGAGAGACUUAUAUUGAUUGCUAUAAAAUAUAGGUACAAAAUACGAACGACAUAGGAAUUAAGUAUAUUUACAUACAUGUAUAGUAUCAUACGAUAUUUUAUUUAUAUUUUAUGGGAUCCGCAAAAAAAUGUGGACUUCACAUAUAUAUGAUAUCGAUAAUAAUUAUAUAAACAUAUUAUAUACUCUACUAGCUUUCUCGAUGUAGAUCUAAAUUUUAUUUUUUGCGGGUGCCUUAUUAUUUUUGUAUUCAUAAAAUAGUACAUUUUUUAUACCGUAGUAUUAUACACCCAUGUUAUGCCAUGUAUAUCUAUCAUGUUAUCAAAUAAUAAAUAUUGCUAUGAAAUCGAUUUCUAAACGAUUUUAAUAAAAUAUUAUUCCUAUCAAAGUGCUUAUGCUUAAAAGUAACCAAACAGUAUUUAUAUGAGAAUAAAAUGUAUAGACAAUAAAAUAUAAACUAUCUGUGCCAAUUAUUAAUUAUAUAAUAUAUACUACGGCCGCUAUUUUUAUACAUUUAUCGGUUAAUAUCGGUGCCUUGUAGAAGACUGAUUAAUUUCAGAGGAAUUACCAUUAUUGAAGUAAAUAUUUAAAAAAUGUAUCGUUCAUAUUAUUAGAAAGUCAAUUUGAAAUAUUUUUCAUAUUUAUAAAAAUUAAAAAAAAAACAAUUAUUAUAACAAGUAAUAUUGCGUUAAAUUGUGCACGCUUAUUAAAUUAGUAAUAACAAUGUUACCAUAAUUAAAAAUAAAAUCAAUGGGCAACUUUUACAUUGUCUAUAGAAUCGAAUAAAAUCAGAAACGUAUGUUAUGGCUACAAUAUGAAGUAUCAUAAUUUCAGGUACAGUUAGUUAGGCAGUUACUUUAAUUUUUAUUAUACUGUUGUAAAUAUUAUAUGUUCAUUUUACAUCGCUUCGUUGCAUUUUAAAUAUUUGUUUAAAUAGGAAAAUCAUCUCACUAGUAGAUCAAUAUUUGCAACUGUACCUACCCUAUUUAGUACUAACUUAAACCCAGUUUAAUUUUAUAUACAUAGAUUAUUAAUAUUAUUUCUUAUUGCAUUUACAUUUUGCAUACAUUAUAUAACAUAACUUUUAAGUACAAAAAUCGUAAUUUCUAUUACGAUAACUUAAUACCAGUGUAGAAACACAUUUGUAUUUUUAAGGCUUGCAAAACUAUUUUAUCUUUUUUUAAGUAAUGGCUGAUACCAAUAUUUUAGUGUAAGGUCACAGUAUCUAAACGAAUCUAAUAAUAAAUAAUUAAUUGCAUCCUUGAAAUAAAAUAUUCCUUUUA